CGAUGACGCUGGAGGACGUACCACAGCAACAUACUGAGACGCUUAAGUGUAACUUAUCAUGCAGCUUCUUAUUCAGUUAAGUCCAGCAUCCUGCUUUAAGGACGACACAUUGUCAUUGCUUUAAGAAAACGUAUACAGCAAUGAUUCGUGUGUGGAUGUUGACGUGGCCGGUGACGGAGCAGGAAAGGUCACAACAGGACGAGGAGAAGAAGUCCAUAUACUUUGACUUGAAGGCGAAAAGAUCGAAAUCCUUUCACACCCUGAAAGCUUACUUUUCAAAUCUAGGUUCUGCUUUCAAACAUCCGCAAAAAUCUUCAGAAAAUGAAGCAGAUAAUAUGAUUGAAACCCAGGUGGGUGAAGAACUGGAGGAGCUAGAGGCAGAGCCUGUGGAGGUGAAGCGAGAGGUUCCAGUGACGAACGUUAAUGUCCACAAAAUGAUAGAAGACCUCCAGUCAGAGAAGGCAGAGACUGUGUUGACGGUCGAAUCCCCGCCACCACAGAUCGACCCUGUUCAAGGUGAGGACGUGGUUGAGGAAGAACCAACGCCUAACGUGGAACCCAUCGCAGAGAUUCACCUGGAAGAAAAGGAGACGACAAAAGCAGAACCUGUCCAGGAGGUUGAGGAGGAGGAGGAACCAGCGAAGAUAGAAGAGGAAGACGUAGAGACUAUAUCUGUGUUUGACAUGGUUAAAGGGUUUGAGCACAUCAAGAGAGAUCCCAGUGUCAAGAAGGUGCCCAAAGAGUUCCGGAAGAGAACAACAGUGACUCUAACAAAACAGUGAAGUUUUCUCCAGCUUCAGUGUCGAUAUCAGAAACCUAUUGAACCAUUGCAUUCACAUAUGCAUAGAUGCACAGACACAGAAACACACAUACAUAGACACAGAUACACACAUGCACUGACACAGAUACACACAUACAUAGACAUAGA
Molecule: messenger RNA, 928 nt
Organism: Haliotis rufescens (red abalone)
Lineage: Eukaryota; Metazoa; Mollusca; Gastropoda; Lepetellida; Haliotidae
Product: GATA type zinc finger protein asd-4-like
Exons: 3
Coding region: 141-782 (213 amino acids)
Source: RefSeq, a predicted model, not a curated record